CACAGCCUGAAGCUAACGCUACUAGCCGUGUAGCAGUGCUAUGAGUUGAGUCCGACUCAAGUGCUGGGAAUGCAGCCGCCGCUGCUGCCACCUGACGCCGUCAGAGAGCUGGUAUGCUCCUGUCUGCACAGAGACCCGGUCGCAGCGGACCUCCGCUGCAGCCUGUUUGUUGCCGCUGCGCAGAGCUACAAGAGAGACUCUCUGCUCAGACCUUUCCCUCCCCGAUACGCCAGUGGUGACCAUAAGGACUUUGAGGAGUUGUUAGGAGAUGUGAACUCGCUGCCGGGGGUGAGGGAGUUGGUGAGACUCCGACCUGGAGAAGGAGACCAUCACCUGGCCCUCACACACUGGAUUCUCUCUUCAAAGAGCUUCGCUGUAAAGACACUACAGAAAGAGGAAUACGUCAAGCUCUGCAGCCUGACGGAGAAUGAAGGGGUUUCCGCUCCUGUGCCGGACUUCCUGUUUGAGCUGGAGUACUCGGACCAGAUGAACGCCAGGUUCGAGAGGACGAGAGAGGGUCGGGACGUCUUCUAUGCAUUCCACGGCAGCCGCCUGGAGAACUUCCACUCCAUCAUUCACAACGGGCUGCACUGCCACCUCAACAAGAACUCGGUGUUUGGAGAGGGGACGUACCUCACCAGCGACCUGAGCAUGGCGGUCCUCUACAGCCCCCACAGCAGCGGCUGGAGAGAGAGUCUCCUGGGCCCGCUGCUGAGCUGCGUCGCCCUGUGCGAGAUCAUCGACCAUCCAGAUGUGAAGUGCCAGGUGAAGAAAAAAGAUUCUGAAAUCAUCGAUCGCCAGCGCUCACGAGCAAAGAACAGCGAAGGAGGGGACGUCCCGCAGAAAUACUUCAUCGUCACCAACAAUCAGCUGCUGAGAGUCAAAUACCUGCUGGUUUACUCUCAGAGGAGGCACCUGUCCAGACAUUCCCGCAGCAACUCGUGGCUCCUCAGACACCACUUUGCCAUCAUGAUGAGUCUGUACCUCCUGCUGCUCGUCUUCAUCGGUGCCUUGAACUCCACCACCUUCGUGUCCUUCUGGAACAGACUUUUCAGGUGACGCCGCAGCACAACAGACGGCCCGGAUGCAUGUCUGCGUCCCGCAGUGCCUUCCUGAUCGCCCUGACUGGAGGCCCGAGCAAAGUCUAAAGUUUUAUGCACCUUUAUACUGUUUUCUUUCUACAAUAGUUCUUUGGUCUGUACAGGUUGCUUUAAUUACUGUUACUCUAAAAUGUUGUUUUUCUUCUAAUUUUCCUUUAAGCCAGUGGGAGACUUUUGUGUAAUAAUUUAGCUAAAAUGUUUAAGAGGCUUUCUGUCUUCUAGAAUAUUUCUGUUUUUUUCUAUUAAGGACACAAAAGGACUUCCUGAAAAAUUAGGAGAGCUUCACAAUCAUCUUAUUUGAAGAAUCAUGAAGAAUAGAGUCACUUUGAACAAGCAUCUCUGUGCCUGUUAUAUUUUUAUGUUUUAAUUCAUGAGAAUUUCUAAUGGGAAGCAUUGUUUGAACUGAUGUUCCUGAGUUCUACAAUAAAUGAUUCCUUUCUAGUUUUGACCGUUUCUUUUGUGUGAGAAGAAUAAAUAUGGAGGUGAUGACGAUUUAGAUCAAGAGAGGGAAAA
This is a messenger RNA of Salarias fasciatus (jewelled blenny), 1613 nucleotides long. It is a transcript of the gene parp16, whose product is annotated as poly (ADP-ribose) polymerase family, member 16. The record is from RefSeq and is a predicted model, not a curated record. The transcript is spliced from 7 exons. The coding region runs from base 70 to 1059 and encodes 329 amino acids. NCBI's taxonomy places the organism in Eukaryota, Metazoa, Chordata, Actinopteri, Blenniiformes, Blenniidae. Gene Ontology annotation, molecular function: NAD+ poly-ADP-ribosyltransferase activity.